GUCUUCAAAGUUUCACCUUUCUCCAAAGGCAGAAGUGAAGAGCUUGAUCUCUUACGUGGUGAACAAGACAAAAGUGAUUAAUGGGAAAUACCAUCGCUUCUUGGGUCGUCAUUUCCCCCGCUUCUAUGUCCUGUACACAAUCUUCAUGAAAGGAUUGCAGAUGUUGUGGGCUGAUGCCAAAAAGGCUAGAAGAAUAAAGGCAAAUAUGUGGAAGCACAAUAUAAAGUUUCAUCAACUUUCAUACCGGGAGAUGGAGCAUUUGAGACAGUUCCGCCGAGAUGUUACCAAGUGUCUUUUCCUAGGUAUCAUUUCCAUUCCACCCUUUGCCAACUACCUGGUUUUCUUGCUCAUGUACUUGUUUCCUAGACAACUACUGAUUCAACAUUUCUGGACCCCAAAACAACAAAUUGAUUUCUUAGAUAUCUAUCAUGCUCUCCGGAAGCAGUCCCACCCAGAAAUCAUUAGUUAUUUAGAAAAGGUCAUCCCUCUCAUUUCUGAUGAAGGACUCCGGUGGCAUCUGAAAGAACUGUGCACCAAGGUACAGCAUGGUACCCACCCAGCAACCCAUGAUAUCCUGGCCCAUCCUCUGGGAAUGAGUCAUCUCCAGGCUUCACAAAUGAAAGCCUUGAGCAGGACCAUGCUUCUCACACCUUACCUGCCUUCUCCCUUGUUGAGAUACCGUUUGAAGACUCAUACCACUGUGAUUCACCAACUGGACAGGGCUUUGGCAAAGCUGGGGAUUGGCCAGCUGACUGCUCAGGAAGUGAAAUCAGCUUGUUACCUUCGUGGCCUGAAUUCUACCCAUAUUGCUGAAGAAAGGUGUCGAACAUGGCUGGGUGAAUGGCUGCAGAUUUCCUGCAGCCUGAAAGAAGCUGAGCUGUCCCUCUUGCUGCACAACGUGGUCCUGCUUUCCACCAACUACCUUGGGACAAGGCGCUGAGUGACACAUGGAGUGAAUGGCGUUGUCCUGCAGUCACAAGGUCUAGCGAUGUGGGACCAAGCAGCACUUGUCAACAGAGUCUGUGUGCACUGUUAGGUGUGUGGGAGGCAGAGGAGCACGUGCCAUGGUCUCCAUGGUGUGGCACCACAUGGGAACCACAGGAACUUCCCUCACAACUCGCAUUCAGUCCGUUUUUCCAGGGGUGGCCCAUGUGAGGUGCAAUCCUGUCUUCAUAAUUAUCUGGAGCUGGCAGCAACUUCUGCUGGCCUCUUACUGUGAUGUGUUAAAUCCUAGGAAGUCACUUUUUGCCUCACGUGGGAAUCCUCAUUUGGCCUAGGACUCCUCCACUACCAUAUUCUUUAAGCUUUUUGUUUGUUUGAAGAAUUUCUUGCUGGCGAGAACAGCACUGUUAGGCUAGAGCGUGUACAUUCUUGCAUGUUCUUCAGUGCUCCCCUCAGUCCUUUCUGAUAAGACCAAAAACUAGGGGGUUUUACUUUGGUCCUCCUUACUGGCAUGACCUAACCACUUGCCCUUUCCUUUCUAAAUCCUUUGAACACCUUGACCGUGUGUAUGUGUUUGUUUUUUAAUAACUUACGGGAACAUUCUAAUGGAAAAGAUAAAACAAAAUACAAGCGCUUCUUAACCACUUCCCUGGCAUUUAGCCUUCACUCUCAGUCUUAAUUUCUGGGCUAUGGUAUAGCCACCCUUGGCUACCUCCACUGUGUUGCAGUGAUCCCACUGUAAGUGACAGUGGCUGCCUCCUUUAGGCCAUGGAUCAAACUCUUAAGGUACUAAUUACCUGCCCAGCCAGGGAGACCAGGAAAUCUCUGUAUCAAGAUAGUAAGUUAGGUUAACUUUUGUGUGUGUACACCAGCGACGCAUAGUUCUGUAAUAAGUCAUUAUAAAUGCAUAAAGCACUGUUUCUAAACCUAAGUAAAGACUGCCUGAAACCAGUUGAUGGAAAUGA
This is a messenger RNA of Tupaia belangeri chinensis (Chinese tree shrew), 1907 nucleotides long. It is a transcript of the gene LETMD1, whose product is annotated as LETM1 domain containing 1. Gene Ontology annotation, molecular function: ribosome binding. NCBI's taxonomy places the organism in Eukaryota, Metazoa, Chordata, Mammalia, Scandentia, Tupaiidae. Gene Ontology annotation, biological process: intracellular monoatomic cation homeostasis. Gene Ontology annotation, cellular component: mitochondrial inner membrane. The record is from RefSeq and is a predicted model, not a curated record.